AGGAAUAGGUGCAAAGGUCGCAGUACCGCCAUCCGCCGCUAGGGGAGCUCCCUGUCCUGUUAUGUUUGUUUGAAGAGAGAAGAAGUGAGCAGAUUUACUCUCAAGAUGCUGAUGAGGAAAUGACAACUAUGCCCCGCCUUGUCAUUGAUUGACAGAUGUGUCGGCCAUGACGCUGAGCCGCCGCACCCUGGCCGUCGCCCUCCUGCUGCUGCAGUUGCGAGGGGCGGCGAGCUCGAUGGACGAGGAGGACGGCGUGCCCGAGGAGUGGCUCCUGCUGCACGUGGUCCAGGGCCACGUGGGGGCGGGGAACUACAGCUACCUGCGGCUCAACCACGACGGCGCGGUGGCGCUGCACAUGCGCAGCCUGACCGGCGACGCCGACCUGUACGUGUCGGACCAGACGCUGCGGCCCACCUUCGACGCCUACACACUGCAGUCGGCCACCUGCGGCCGCGACCUGGUGCUGGUGCCCGCCCACUUCGCCCGGCCCGUGGGCAUCGCCGUCUACGGGCACCCGUCUCACCGGGAGAGCGAGUUCGAGAUGAGGGUCUUCUACGACCAGACGCCGGCGGCGGACCCCUUUGACUCGGAGGCCUCUCGCAAACUGAAGAAACCCGCCGAGCCGUCCGGCGAGGACUUGGAGGAAGACGAGUCUAUAUUCUGGACCGUUCUCAUCGGACUGUUGAAGAUCAUCCUGGAAAUGUUGUUUUAAAGAAACCACUUCUAGGGACCUGAAGAAGCCACUCGUCUAGCUGCUAUCGCACCAGGGGGCCGUUGCCAUGACAACAGCGGUUUCUUCAAACGUGACGAAGACGAGCGGGUCGGUACUUCCUGGUGUCACUUCUUCUUUGUCCCAGGUAGCGAUUAGCACGCUAGCACCGAGGUGGAGCGUUCCAACAGUGCCUUCACUUCUUCCAUUUCCUGCUGAAUUGAAGGAGGUUUCUUACAACAAUAAAAGACUUUUGAAGUGAGGCCUGCUCACUCCUUUUA
This is a messenger RNA of Nerophis ophidion (straightnose pipefish), 990 nucleotides long. RefSeq names its product linkage group 01 C6orf120 homolog (gene lg01h6orf120). The record is from RefSeq and is a predicted model, not a curated record. The transcript is spliced from 2 exons. Bases 167 to 712 code for a protein of 181 amino acids. Lineage: Eukaryota; Metazoa; Chordata; Actinopteri; Syngnathiformes; Syngnathidae.